AUGCAGUCGGGGAAUCUCUGGAGAGUUCUGGGACUCUGCCUCUUAUCAGUUGGUGCUUGGGCAGAAGAAGAUUUCGAAGAAGCUGAUGAAGUUACACAAACACAAACACUGAAAUUAUAUAAAGUCUCCAUCUCUGGAAACAGUGUAGAGCUGACAUGCCCUGAGGAUACUGUAUCUGAGGAAAUAACUUGGAAAAAAGAUAAUAAUGACAUGCCCCAUCAUAACAACCCACUGUUACUGAAGGAUUUUUCAGAAAUAGAGAACAGCGGAUAUUAUACCUGCUCAAAGGACAAGAAUCAUGGGAUCUACCUGAAAGCAAGAGUGUGUGAGAACUGCGUGGAGGCGGAUCUGACCGUGGUGGCCACAGUCAUCAUAGUGGACAUCUGCAUCACUUUGGGCUUGCUGCUGCUGGUGUAUUACUGGAGCAAGAGCAGAAAGGCCAGGGCCGUGCCUGUGACGAGAGGAGCGGGUGCUGGCAGCAGGCCCAGGGGGCAAAACAGGGAGAGGCCACCACCUGUACCCAACCCAGACUAUGAGCCCAUUCGGAAAGGCCAGCGGGACCUGUACGCUGGCCUAAAUCAGAGAGGCAUCUGA
Messenger RNA from Mesoplodon densirostris (Blainville's beaked whale), 594 nucleotides. Its product is annotated as T-cell surface glycoprotein CD3 epsilon chain. The transcript has 8 exons. Gene Ontology annotation, molecular function: transmembrane signaling receptor activity. The record is from RefSeq and is a predicted model, not a curated record. Lineage: Eukaryota; Metazoa; Chordata; Mammalia; Artiodactyla; Ziphiidae. Gene Ontology annotation, cellular component: alpha-beta T cell receptor complex; membrane; external side of plasma membrane. The coding region runs from base 1 to 594 and encodes 197 amino acids. Gene Ontology annotation, biological process: positive thymic T cell selection; cell surface receptor signaling pathway.